Molecule: messenger RNA, 3976 nt
Organism: Xenopus laevis (African clawed frog)
Lineage: Eukaryota; Metazoa; Chordata; Amphibia; Anura; Pipidae
Exons: 3
Coding region: 1338-2504 (388 amino acids)
Source: RefSeq, a predicted model, not a curated record
CGUAUUAGAGCCACUGCCUCCCGGGGUGCUCCGAGAGUCAGCCUGCUCCAUACACGCUGACGUGGAAAUUUUUCAUAUUUCGCCAUAUGUCCGCCAUCGAUGCGGGAUAAGUGUCUUAACGACCGACAUUUGCACAGUCGCCCGAUCAUUCUGAUUCCCAUCCGAUUUGUGUUCAUCAGGCAUGACUGCAGCAUGUCGGGUGUGGCGCCGGUUGGGAUUGAGGAAUACGGACCACUGAACAAAGAUGUACUUUUACAAGAUCAGUACAAGCCAUGCUAAGAUCACUGUGUCUGUGUAUAUGUAUAUUACCGGGGGAAGUGCCUUUUGUCCUGGUGUCUUUUGUUUGCCUAGGGCAGUCUACCUUUCCCCUCCCUCUUCUAUGGACGUGUCUGUGUGCUGGUUCCACCAAUUGAUUCAUAGCAUAACAUGCUCAUUGAUUGGAUAUAUUGUAAAACCACCUUUUGUCUUGGUGUAUAAUAAACCACUGGCCAUUGUAGAGGGAGGCAGAAUACUGGACCCCAGCUAAGAACGACUGCUGUGACGUUAUUUCCGGGGGAUUGCGCAACAUCACCACACGAUACAUCAAGGUUUCCGGAUCGAUUGUCCAUUAAGGCAAAAGAUCAUUUAAUUCUACCACAACAGAUGGCGAGCCUAAUGCAGGUGGUUCAAUUUUUCCCUUAAUUUCAGCAGAAUUAAAAGGGGCCAUAUUUUAUUUUGGGCAGCAAAAAGGCCGGCAUUGAGAAAAGGCUACCAUCCAUCCUGCAGCAUUCGAUUUCUCCUCCCUGGCUUUUCUAGUGGCAGCAUUUGGCUUCUUCUCCUCCUUGAUUCGGGGCCCAGCAGAUUCUUGAAGAAAGAAGACACCCUGGCUUCCGUGGGUUCGCUGUUGUGCAGGAGCAAGGAAGGGUCGCUGUUGUGCAGGAGCAUGGCUGUCUGCUUAGGGGCAGCCAUAUGCGUAAACAGAGUCUCUGAAGGCACAAGGGAAAAUCCCCAGCCGGCCCCAGCCCUCCCCUCUGUCCUCUUCCCCAGCUCUGACGAGGAGCCGCCGUUUGGGAAGCUGCGCACAAUGCUGCCAGUAGAGACACAUGCGCUCGUGCCGGCCCCAGCCCUCCCCUCUGUCUUCUUCCCAAGCGCUGACAAGGAGCUGCUGCUGUGGAAGCUGCGCACAAUGCUGCCAGUAGAGACACAUGCGCUCGUGAUCUAUAGGCAGCUCUGGAAUGCACCCACCAGGGAGAUGAAGAGAGCGGAGGAGGGAAGCCGAUGCACGGGGAAGGAGAGACGCUGCUGCUGCUGGACGUCAGUGAGGAGCCAGGGAGGAGAAAUCGAUCGAUGCAGUGUGGAUGGUCGCCUUUUCGCCGUUUCUGAAGAGGACAGGAAGUGGAUUUUCUUACAUCAAAAUCAUGCCUAAAUGUAUUGUUAACGGAUGCCCUCAUCGUAGUGGUCAAAAAUUAUUGUACCCUGAUGUUGUGCUCCAUCCCUUCCCGAAAAAUAUCGAAAGAAUCAAAAAUUGGCUUUUGCAAACAGGACAGCACGCUGAGGAUCUGGAACCACUUGCCCAAAGAAUUCUUCUUGGCUGGAAAACUUCCAACUUCAGAAUGUGUUCUAAGCAUUUCACAGAAGAAUCUUACACACAAAGUGGCUCAAAAAGAAUUUUAAAAAAUAAUGCCGUUCCAACAGUAUUCGAAAAUGUACAUGUUCCAGUGACAACUGUCAUAACAGUACCAACAACUCCAUCUGCAAUCCCAUCAGCCAAAAGAAGAAGAGUGGAUGAUGAGCAACCAACAACCUCUUCAACAAUAAUAAGAGCGGUGUCUAGACUAUCAACUAUAGCAACACAGACUGAUCCAACUAUGAAUACAAAUAACGUCGCGUGUAUGGCAUGUACAAUAUGCAAAAAUUGUUCUACUCAAACAAAACGCAUUAUUACUAAAGAAAUUGCUACCCAAAGUGGAGAUGAGUAUAUUGCAGCUGAUGUAGUUCAAAUUCACAAAGAUCAUCUUUACCCAGUUUCAUUCUCAACUCCCUCUAAACCUAUUGACAAGCCAAUUGAUAUUCUGUCACCCAUCCAAUCGUCGGUUACACCGAGCAACAUCAUAUCAACACCAAGAGCAGAAACGUCUAGCAUUACAGCCGAUUCAUUUAUUCUAUCCUCACCCUCAUUUGUAGAACCCAAAGAUUCUACAUUUGACAUUGAAAGACUUUCAUCAUCAGAUGAUACCAGUAGUGGAAAUGACACAAUUAAACAGUCUGAGGAACAAGCAUUCUCAACAGAUAAGUUUCAAUCAAAAAAGAAAUUUAUUAUCUACGACAACAAAUUGGAUGAAUUGUUAAGAAUUGUUCGUUGUCAACACAAUGUCGAUCCUCCUUGCCAAGCUCCCAUUGUAGAUUUUCAAAAAACCGAAGACGGAAGUAUGUUAACUGUCAAAUUAUACUGUUUUAAGUGGUCACCAUUCUCUGUUGUGGAACUCGCAACCUGUAUUAGGAAAGACAUCAGUAGGAAAUGUUGAAAUUGCAGGGUCUGUAAUUCUUUCUGGAUCAACAUUUCAAAAAAUUCAGGAUAUUUUCAAAUUGCUAAAUAUUCCAUUCAUCAGCCACACAACGUUUUACAAAUAUCAAAGGAACUAUGUGUUCCCUGCGAUUGACCACCAGUGGAAAAAAGAAAAAGAGGAUUUAAAAAGAACCAUUUUAUGCAAACCUGUCGUUUUGGCCGGAGAUGGUCAAUUUGACAGCCCCGGAUAUUCUGCUAAAUAUUGCACUUAUACCAUGAUCGAUGUUAUUUCCAAAAAAAUCGUGCAUUUCCAUAUAGAACAGCUUGGUUUUGGAAAGACAUCUGCACAGAUGGAGUGUGAAGGUUUGGAUAAGUGUCUCACUACUCUGGUCAAAAAGGAAAAAAUAAAGUGAAAAUAGUUGCAACGGUUCGGCACAGCACUAUUCGCACUUUGAUGAGGACCAAAUACACUAAAAUUGACCAUCAAUUUGAUGUUUGGCACAUGUGCAAAAAUCUAACCAAAAAACUUAGAGCUGCAAGUAGAAAAAGGAAAUGUAAAGACAUCGCAAGCUGGAUUAGUGGCAUUACAAAUCAUUUGUGGUGGAGUUCACAAGCGUGUAAGCAGAACUCAAAGAUUUUAGUCGAUAAAUGGAAAUCCGUACUAUACCAUAUUGCCAAUAAACAUUCUUUCAGAUCACUCAAGUAUUACAAGAAAUGUCAGCAUCGUAGACUGACCAAUGCCGAAAAGAAAGAUACAAAAUGGAUUGGUGCUAAUCACCCCGCUCAUUCGAUUCUCGCUGAGAUAAUCAAUGAAAAAAAAUUUGUCAACGACCUUGCAAAAAUUGACAAAUUCUGCCAUACAGGAGACCUUGAGAACUUUCACAGCAAAGUCUUAAGAUUUAGGCCCAAGAGACUCUCUUUUAAAAUGGACUCCAUGUUGGCUAGAACCACCCUUGCUGCAUUGUCGCACAACCACAAUGUUCACAGAAAGCAUGCUACAAUCAAAAGUGCCAAGAAAAGCUCUCUUUCUGUUGGUGAGAAAAGGUUCAAAAUUGUGUUUCCCAAACAAAAAAAAGACUGGGUGGCAAAACCGAUUUAUGAAGAGGUGGUUGAUGACCAUCUAUUUGAAAUACUUGCAAACACUGUCCGUAUCUUAAGUGGUGAACUGAAACAUGACUGGUCUUCAACAUCAACAGAAAUGCCACAAAACAUUGCAACAGUGGAAUGACCAGAAAAGAGCUUAAUUGUAGCAAAGCAUUUAUCUCGUUUUUCUCGAAGUUAAGUUGAUAUACAAGAUCUGUAUAAAAAUAACUUAAAAUAUUUCACGUCACCUUACCAUGUGAAUUUGAUUACUUUAAAUUACAAAACAAGGUGACUAAGCAUUUGCUAUAAUUUGUUGUGUUUCUUAAUUUAAUAUAUAUUUUGUUAACUGCAGAAUUUAUAAGGUUUUAAUAUAUUUCAGUUGUUUAAUAAAUACUUUCAAUUAAAAUA